Molecule: messenger RNA, 2010 nt
Organism: Athene cunicularia (burrowing owl)
Lineage: Eukaryota; Metazoa; Chordata; Aves; Strigiformes; Strigidae
Gene: GNB3
Product: G protein subunit beta 3
Exons: 10
Coding region: 382-1404 (340 amino acids)
Biological process (GO): G protein-coupled receptor signaling pathway
Cellular component (GO): heterotrimeric G-protein complex; cytoplasm
Molecular function (GO): signaling receptor complex adaptor activity; protein binding
Source: RefSeq, a predicted model, not a curated record
ACCCCUCCCCAUCCACCUGCUUUGCAUUACGUCCCAAUCCGAUUUCCCCAAGUCUCUGGUGUCUGAUUUAAUUUGCCUGAUGCUGCUCCUGGAAUCAGCCCUCCCCUGACCCCUCCUGUCCACAGCCUUCCAACUCCCCAUGGGGAGAUCAGUCCUGGGAGAGACUGAGGAGUAGAGAGGGAGCAAGAGACUUGCUGGGUGGACAGGCAGGACUGAUUGGAAACCGCAGAGGGACAAGGGGCUUCUGGCCAGUGAGGACUCAUUCUCAGCAGAGGAGGCAGGCCGUGAGGGCCCCAUCCAGGGGCAACUGCAACCCACCUCACUCUACAGAUCUCGAAUCAAGGCUGCCCCACGUGGAGGAACCACUCCUAGGUCAGAAAGAUGGGGGAAAUGGAACAGAUGAAGCAGGAGGCUGAGCAGCUGAAGAAGCAGAUUGCGGAUGCCCGGAAAGCGUGUGCAGACACAACGCUUGCUCAGAUUGUGUCUGGAAUGGAGGUUGUUGGCCGCAUCCAGAUGCGGACCCGAAGGACCCUACGUGGGCACCUGGCCAAGAUCUAUGCCAUGCACUGGUCCACGGACUCCAAACUUCUGGUCAGUGCCUCACAAGAUGGGAAACUGAUUGUGUGGGACACAUACACAACCAACAAGGUUCAUGCCAUCCCUUUGCGUUCUUCCUGGGUCAUGACCUGUGCCUAUGCCCCCUCAGGCAAUUUUGUGGCCUGUGGGGGCCUUGACAACAUGUGCUCCAUCUACAGCCUCAAGACUCGGGAAGGCAACGUCAAAGUGAGCAGGGAGCUCUCAGCCCAUACAGGUUACCUCUCCUGCUGCCGGUUUCUUGAUGAUAACAAUAUCGUGACUAGCUCUGGAGAUACCACAUGCGCUCUCUGGGACAUUGAGACCGGGCAGCAGAAGACUGUGUUCCUGGGUCACACUGGAGACUGUAUGAGCUUGGCUGUCUCCCCAGACUUCAAACUUUUCAUCUCUGGGGCUUGUGAUGCUACUGCCAAACUGUGGGAUGUGCGGGAAGGCACCUGCCGUCAGACCUUCUCAGGGCACGAGUCUGAUAUCAACGCCAUCUGUUUCUUUCCUAAUGGUGAAGCCAUCUGCACCGGCUCAGAUGAUGCCACCUGUCGACUCUUUGACCUCCGGGCAGACCAGGAGCUCGUAGUGUACUCUCAUGAGAGCAUCAUCUGUGGAAUCACAUCAGUCGCCUUCUCCCGCAGUGGGCGCCUCUUGCUUGCUGGAUAUGAUGACUUCAACUGCAACAUCUGGGACUCCCUGAAAGCAGAGCGUGUGGGAAUCCUUUCUGGCCAUGACAACAGAGUGAGCUGCCUGGGGGUGACAGCAGAUGGCAUGGCUGUUGCCACCGGCUCCUGGGACAGCUUCCUCAAGAUUUGGAACUGAGGACUGCAGCAGAGAGGGAAAGAGCAGCAGAAGCACAGCCCACAACCUGAGCCCAUGCAAACAGCAUCAUCAGCUGAGAACAACAGAAAGGCCUGCUUGUCUCUAGACACAAGUCGCUUGUAGGGGUCUCCCAGUGAAAGGGAGAGGUUGGGGAGGGGGAGCAGGAGCACACAUGCUGGCCCUUCUCUCCACCCCUAAACAGGCCCAGCAGUUUCCAGCUUGAUGCAGGCUUGAAGACCUGCAAAACACUGCUUAUGUCUCAGGACAUUACAGUACAGUUCAGACGCCCUGCAUCUUCCUUCAAAGACCUCUGCCCACAUUGAUACCCAUCCUUCAGAGGACCCUCAUCCAACACCCCUGUCCCUGAUCAAGCUCUGCCCCUGAUUGAACUUCAGGCUCUCUGUGCAGCUGUCCUAUAUCCCUGCAGACUGCCUCAGAGACAUGCUGGGUUUGAGAUCUCUAUCAUGCAACCUCAAACAAAAAGUAGUGUAAAUUGGGCUUAUUUUCCAUUGAGGAAGACUUAGCUUAAGUCUUAUUUGUGCAUAAAUGGGGGAAAAGUAGCCCUCGGAGCUGCCAGGAUAUCAGGAAAUAUUAUAUUUAUUCUUA